Messenger RNA from Zymoseptoria tritici IPO323, 1785 nucleotides. RefSeq lists its product as uncharacterized. The record is from RefSeq and is a predicted model, not a curated record. Gene Ontology annotation, biological process: microtubule-based movement; mitotic spindle organization. Lineage: Eukaryota; Fungi; Ascomycota; Dothideomycetes; Mycosphaerellales; Mycosphaerellaceae. Gene Ontology annotation, molecular function: microtubule binding; microtubule motor activity; ATP binding. The transcript has 2 exons. Bases 4 to 1785 code for a protein of 593 amino acids.
GCGAUGGCGAAUCGAGCUCCUACUACCUCCGACCUCCACACCUAUCAUUCCACCGCAAGCUCCCCGAGUCUCCGCAGUCGAGACGCAGUUGACAUGGAACGACCACUCACACCAAUCGACGGCGACGGCGGCAACGUCAAAGUCGUGGUCCGAGUGCGACGCUUCAUCAAGCGAGACUUUGAGAAACAAUCACCAUGCAUCAUUCGCAUGAAUCCAGUCACGCAAGAGACGAAGCUACUGGCGCCCACACUCAGCACAGAAGACGCAAAGAGCUCAAGACGACUACAUGAAGAGAAGUCAUUCACAUUCGACAAGUCGUUCUGGUCCCACGACGACAAGGAUCCACACUUCGCACAUCAACACGAUGUCUACGCUUCGUUUGGAGAGGAGUUCCUCGACCACAACUUCGAUGGCUAUCACACGUGUAUCUUUGCAUACGGACAGACGGGAAGUGGAAAGUCAUACACGAUGAUGGGCACACCUGACGAGCCCGGCCUGAUCCCUCGGACGUGUCAAGGUCUCUUCCAACGAGUCGAAUCGGAACAGAACGGCAGUAUAACCUACAACGUUCAUGUCUCCUACUUUGAGAUCUACAACGAGCACGUGAAAGACCUGCUCACUCCUCGCACAAUUCCUCCGACCUACCUAAAAAUCCGCGAGUCCAAGUCUGACGGAGUCUACGUGCAAAAUCUCACUGACGAACCCGUCAAGUCCUACGACGACAUCCUUCGCCUCAUGAAGAUGGGCGACCUUAAUCGCACUACGGCUUCCACCAAAAUGAACGAUACAUCCUCCCGCUCCCACGCCGUCUUCACUCUUACCCUCAAACAAAUCCAGCACGAUGUCGCCACGGAUUCGACAAUCGAGCGUCUCGCCCGUAUGCGUCUUGUCGACCUUGCUGGCUCUGAACGGGCUGGCCGCACCGAAGCCACUGGUCAGCGUCUCAAGGAAGGCGGCAAUAUCAAUCAAUCCCUCUCCACUCUGGGUCGAGUCAUCGCCGCCCUGGCAGACCCGAAGCGCCAGCGUCCAGCAAGAAGUCUUGGCCUCCCGAACCAACCCAAGCGUCGUGCUGAGGUCGUACCAUAUCGCGACUCUGUCCUCACCUGGCUGCUCAAGGAUAGUUUAGGAGGAAAUUCCAAAACAGCCAUGGUGGCCUGCAUCUCGCCCACAGACUACGAAGAAACACUUUCCACUCUGCGGUACGCCGAUCAAGCGAAGAAGAUCCGCACCCGCGCACACAUCAAUCAAGACGCUGUCUCAGCCGCCGAGCGCGACGCCAAGAUUCUGGAGAUGCAGGAAGUCAUUAAGUCGCUGCAAUUGUCUGUCAACGCCGCCGCGACGAGGAAAAGGGAUGAAGCGGAUCGUGCGAGGGACGAGAUGGAAGACUAUCAACGACAAGUAUCGAAGAUGCAACGUGCAAUGGAGGAGAGCAGAGCUGUGAGCGAGGUCAAGAUCAGAGCUUUGACGAAUGAAGUCGAAGAGCUACGCCCGCUCAACCAGGCUUUGACGAUUGAGAUCGAGGCGUUGAGACGACACCUGGCAUUGGCGGUGGGCGAGUUGAAGAAUCCGAUUGUUCUACCGAGAGAAUUGGAUGAUGGGUAUGACGAGGACGAGGAGAAUUAUGACCCGAGGAGUGAUGGAGGCGCGUAUGAGCAUGAGAGUUGGCAGAGGGACGUGGACGAGCUGUUGAAGGAUCUUGGGCUUUUCAAGAGAAAGGUGAAGGAUGACAAGGAGAGGUUUCCGCAUCCAACGGUGAACAAGGAUGGGGAGACAAGAGGGAAUUGA